Ilex paraguariensis (yerba mate) is the source of this 369-nucleotide messenger RNA. The record is from the annotation of a GenBank genome assembly. NCBI's taxonomy places the organism in Eukaryota, Viridiplantae, Streptophyta, Magnoliopsida, Aquifoliales, Aquifoliaceae.
AUGGAUGAAGAAGAGACUGUUCAGCUUGAGGGACAGCCUCAGAGACAGAGGAGACAGCCAAAAGAGGGGUUUUGGGGUUUUGUAUUGAGACCCAUUUAUUGGUUUAGAAUGCUUAGUGAUGAGUUGCAUUGGAGCUUUGUGUUGGGUGUGGUGAUUGUUUAUGGAAUCAAUCAGGGUUUGAGUAUGGGUCUGAGUCGUAUUAGCAUACAGUACUACAUGAAGGAUGAUCAGAAGUUACGACCCUCUGAAGCACAGGUUAUUGGUGGGAUAAUUCAAAUACCUUGGAUUGUCAAGCCUCUCUGGGGUCUUUUAACUGAUACUAUUCCCAUCAUUGGAAGCUAUGCCAUCCAAGCCAUCGACACAAGCUGA